Molecule: messenger RNA, 1273 nt
Organism: Amborella trichopoda
Lineage: Eukaryota; Viridiplantae; Streptophyta; Magnoliopsida; Amborellales; Amborellaceae
Source: RefSeq, a predicted model, not a curated record
AUUUUAAAGUGAAAAAUAAAAUAUAGAAUGCCAAACCCAUCUUCGCCCUAAAAACCAGUAGAAAAACUAGAGUGAGAAAGAGAGUAAAGACCAAAGACCGGGGAAAAAAGUUUAGAGAGAGAAAGUGUGUCUGUGUUAAUGGCUUCCUGUGGGCUCCUUGUUCGAGUAGCAGACGCCAUCCUCCUCCCUUUCUUCGCUUUAAUCGCCAUCGCAGCUCCUCUUGUCGACGCCCAAACCGUUCUCCCUUCCUCUCUCUUCCCCGAAUUUCUCGCCGAUCUAAAGUCUCAGUACGCCACUUUCUCUGGUGAUUAUCUGAUCGCAAAGAAGCCCCCCUUCUUUGUUGGUCUCGUCUUCUACGAAUUAAUCGUCCAAUGGCCCCUCUCACUCGCCAAUCUCUACGGCCUAAUCGCCUCCAAACCCUGGUUUCGAACCACCUGCCUCGCAUAUGGCGUAUCCGCUUCUACAAGCAUGAGGCAUCUGAAUGUCCAUGAUGGAAGGUGGAGAUUAUGCUUAGCCCCAGUAGCCUGGAAUACAGAUGUUCUCAACGGUGGAUCAUUAGAAGUGGACAACUCAGGGUCACAGGAUGCAACAUCUACCAUACACCAUAUUGGUGUAUGGUGUAUUUUCCCUUUGAUAUGGGAGUUUAUGAGUGAAGAAUAGAUCUGAUCUUGAUCGAAAUUAGGGGUAUAGUGGCCAUCUUGCAAUGCAAUUGUUAAAAUGGGAUUAUAUAUUAUGAGAUCAUUUAUUUUUGGACAAGAAGGUCAAUUUUUUUUUAGCCAUUGGAUGUUAAAUCCAAUAUUUUAAAAUGUAUCGUAGCUUUCGAGAAAAUUUGUUUCGGAUUUUGUGCUCGAUUAAUAAGGCUUCAUUACGAUUUCACAUCCAACAGUUGACAAUGAUAGUGACCUUCUUGUUUCAAAAAGUAAAUGAUAUCGUUAAAUAUAUUUCCCUAUCAUAUUGCCAAUUUUGUCAUUCUCUAGUAAAGGGUAAUUUGUCAUUCCUAUUGAGGGUAAUUUUGUCAUUCCAUUUGGUAACGUAUGCAAAGUUGUGGUAAUUUUGUUGUUUGGGAAGUUUAGGGGUGUAAUGGUUGUAGGGCUAUUUUGGUAUUUUGGUUUUUUAGGUGACCUCAGCUUGAGUGCCUUAUUUGUUCACCCUCUAGGCCUUGUCAAGGGUCGGAAUCAGACUUGACCGGUUAGCGAUUGAUGUUUGGCACUCAAGUUUGAUUCCUACCACUCCACUACUCAAGAAAAGAACUCUAUAAAGGGUGUUUUAGUCA